CUGGAUUUUGUAGCGAUCCGCAAAUUUCUACUUAAUUUAUCAAACGCAAAUGCCGCAAAGUAAUUAAACUUUCAACAACGACAAAAUGGAAUUGAAAAUGUUGUCCUUCAUUUGUCGUCCAGCGUUGAUUUGACAACGUGCUGCGCCUGCGGUUUGAGCGUUCGUACGUACAGCGCGCGUCUCCAGCGUUGCUACAGCUACUUACUUCGCCACACAUUUCAGUUGUCUACUGUUUUUAGUCAGCUGUAGGCUGUCAACUGUCAUAGACAGCUGAAACUUUUCAACAAGCGCAACUAAUCCUUAACAUUUUUGUUGGACACAGCGUCGCUUUGGAGUGACUUACACGUUUGCGCAUAAGUUUCGUGCAACAUAUUUAAAUAAAAAACUUACAAAACAUACAUAUAAAUACCUACAGACGUCAUGUUACGCACAACGGCACACAGCACUAAGACGACGCGGCGGCAUCCGCUUGCGUUAUGCAACUCUGUCUUUGCGCUCAGCAUCGUGCUGCUGCUACACACACAUAACUGUCAUGCGGACGGCAUGCAACAUCUCGCGGAUAGCGGUGGUGGCGUCGGCAUGGGCGGCAUGGGUCCGCACUCCAUGGAUGUCAGUCCUGCGCCGGGUUAUGGCCUACCCGCCAUACCAAAAGAUCCCAAUUCACGCUGCGAAGAGAUCACUAUACCAAUGUGUCGCGGCAUUGGUUACAAUAUGACUUCCUUUCCGAAUGAAAUGAAUCACGAAACACAGGAUGAAGCCGGUUUGGAAGUGCAUCAGUUUUGGCCACUCGUUGAAAUCAAAUGUUCGCCAGAUUUGAAAUUCUUCCUUUGUUCUAUGUACACGCCUAUCUGUUUGGAGGACUAUCACAAGCCGUUGCCGGUUUGUCGUUCGGUUUGUGAGCGCGCACGUGCCGGUUGUGCGCCCAUCAUGCAACAGUAUAGUUUCCAGUGGCCAGAGCGUAUGGCCUGCGAGCACUUGCCGUUGCAUGGCGAUCCGGAGAAUUUGUGCAUGGAGCAGCCGUCGUAUACAGAGUCGGGCAGCGGCGGUUCGGGCCGUGAUGGCACGUCCGGCAGCGGCUCGGGCGGCAGUGGUGGUAGUGGUGGCAGCGGCAGUGGAGGCGGUGGUGGUAAACGCAAACAGUCUGGUUCCGGUGGCUCGACUUCACAGAAAUGCAAAGGCAAAAAUUCAAAAAACUGCCAAAAUUCCCUAGGAGAAAGAACAAACACAAAGGAUUGCACGUGCUCGUGUCGCCCGCCACUCCUACUCCUGGGGAAGGAAGCGCUGAUGCAGCCACCACACAUGCAUUACCCGUGGUACAUGAAUUCAACUGUACAAAGAAUCGCCGACGUACCAAAUUGCGCGAUCCCCUGCAAGGGCCCGUUCUUCACAAACGACGAAAAGGACUUCGCCGGAAUAUGGAUCGCCCUGUGGUCGGGUCUGUGCUUCUGCAGCACACUCAUGACACUAACCACGUUCAUCAUCGACACCGAAAGGUUUAAAUAUCCCGAACGUCCGAUCGUUUUUCUCUCCGCCUGCUACUUUAUGGUAGCUGUUGGUUAUCUAUCAAAGAACUUUUUGCAGAAUGAAGAGAUCGCUUGCGAUGGUCGCUACUUGAAAGAGAGCUCCGCAGGACCACACUCAUGCACUAUGGUAUUUCUACUGACAUAUUUCUUCGGCAUGGCUUCGUCCAUUUGGUGGGUAGUGCUCAGCUUCACUUGGUUCCUGGCUGCUGGUCUUAAAUGGGGCAAUGAAGCCAUCACCAAACACUCGCAGUAUUUUCAUUUAGCCGCCUGGCUCAUACCCACAGUGCAAUCGGUAGCCGUAUUGCUGCUCUCGGCUGUCGAUGGUGAUCCCAUUCUCGGCAUUUGCUAUGUGGGCAAUCUCAAUCCGGAUCAUCUGAAGACAUUCGUGCUGGCACCGCUCUUUGUAUACCUCGUCAUCGGCACCACUUUCCUAAUGGCGGGCUUCGUUUCACUUUUCCGCAUACGUUCCGUUAUCAAGCAGCAAGGCGGUGUUGGCGCUGGCGUUAAGGCGGACAAAUUGGAAAAACUAAUGAUACGUAUUGGCAUCUUUUCCGUCCUCUACACCGUCCCUGCAACCAUCGUAAUCGGAUGCUACCUGUAUGAGGCCGCCUACUUCGAAGACUGGAUCAAAGCGCUCGCCUGCCCAUGUGCACAGACAAAAGGUCCUGGCAAGAAACCAUUAUACUCAGUACUAAUGCUGAAAUAUUUUAUGGCCUUGGCAGUUGGUAUUACAUCGGGCGUUUGGAUCUGGUCCGGUAAGACGUUGGAGAGUUGGCGUCGCUUUUGGCGUCGUCUCUUCGGCGCACCGGAUCGCACUGGCGCUAAUCAAGCGCUCAUUAAACCGCGACCGCCCAUACCGCAUCCGUAUGCUGGCUCCGGCAUGGGUAUGCCAGUGGGUUCGGCGGCCGGUUCGCUACUCGCCACACCAUAUACACAAGCGGGUGGCGCAUCGGUUGCCUCCACCAGCCAUCACCAUUUGCACCACCAUGUUCUUAAACAACCGGCAGCAAGCCACGUAUGA
Bactrocera neohumeralis is the source of this 2544-nucleotide messenger RNA. It is a transcript of the gene fz2, whose product is annotated as frizzled-2. NCBI's taxonomy places the organism in Eukaryota, Metazoa, Arthropoda, Insecta, Diptera, Tephritidae. Gene Ontology annotation, biological process: non-canonical Wnt signaling pathway; canonical Wnt signaling pathway. Gene Ontology annotation, molecular function: Wnt-protein binding; Wnt receptor activity. Gene Ontology annotation, cellular component: plasma membrane. The record is from RefSeq and is a predicted model, not a curated record. The transcript has 3 exons. Bases 421 to 2544 code for a protein of 707 amino acids.